UAGAAGUUUCCUAAAGCGUCUGAAUUAACAAAAAACCGCAUUGGAAAACGUAUUAAUACUUUCGAACUAAUAAUAAAAUUACAAAAAUUAUUAAAGAAAGAAGUUUGUAAAUAAUCUAUAUCAGUGAUUAGUUAGCAAAAAAAUGCACAUGAUCAAGGCAGAUAAGAGCUUUAAUGACAUCUAAAGCAUAGUAGCAAUUAGGCGUCACUUUAAGCUUGCAUAUUUUUAAAAUUAAAAUUUAACAAAUAUUUGCAAUUAUCAUGGGGCUGUUAUCUAAUAUGGAAAGUAGAGGAAAACUUAUUAAGUUUUUGGUUUUGUAUAAAACUAAAUUAAGCAUUUUAAGCUUUUCAAUUGCUGUUAUAUGGUUGUUUAUGCUAGCUCAUCAAGAUCUUAGUCCAAAAACAUACAUAUCUGAAAAUCAAUUGCUUCCAGGUUUAGUGAAUACCCAUUUUUCCAAUACUUAUUUUGCUGGUGUUGUUUAUAGUGAGCUGAAACAAGAAUGUACUGACAGUGCCAUUAAGAAAAAACUGUUGUCUUAUUUAAAAGAAAUUGGAUUAGAUGUUUAUAUACAGAGAUUCCAAGUAAUAUCAAAAAAAAUAUCUGGAACAAACAUAUUUGGAAUAUAUCGAUCUCCAAGAGCAUCAGGUGUUGAAUCAAUUAUUUUAAAUGUGCCUUUCCAUGGAAAUUGUUCUUCUAAUGGAGGAAUCUCAAUGAUGCUGGCUUUAGCUAAAUAUUUUUCACAGCAGACCUUCUGGGCAAAAGAUAUUAUAUUUUUAGUCACCGAUCAUCAGGAGUUUGGUGUAAAAGCUUGGCUCAAUGCUUACUAUUUUGAAAAUGAUCCAGAUUUUAUCAAUGAAGAUUUGGAUGGCCGUGCUGGUUCACUUCAAGUUGCAGUCACAAUAGAUUUACAUAGUGAUCAUUUUACACAUUUUGAUUUGUUUGUUGAUGGUUUAAAUGGACAGCUUCCAAAUCUUGAUGUUUUCAAUGUAGUAGUAAGAAUUGCACAGUAUGAAAAUAUUCCACUGAAACUUAGCCAUCAGUUGCGAUUUGCUUCCACAAGCAAUUAUGCAGUUAAUUUACAAACAUUGUUAAGCAUGAUGGUGGUGCAGUCUACUGGAUAUCCUUCUGGUAAUCAUGGUAUGUUUUUUAAAUAUCGUGUUGAAGCUGUAACUUUACGCAGUGUUCAUGAUAGAAAGAUAUCGGAUGUAAGGUAUCAUAUUGGAUUUGAAUCCUUGGGAAGGUUUAUUGAAGGUGUUUUUCGCAGUUUUAAUAACAUGCUUGAACGUUUCCACCAUUCUUACUUUUUGUAUAUUUUACCAAAUGCAUAUCAUUAUAUAUCAAUUGGGCUUUACAUGCCAGCAUUUGGUUGCCUAAUGCUUCCCAUAGUACUAACUCUCCUUGUAACAUGGAUUAAACUUUUUAAACUAGACAUACCAGAAGAGAAUAGAGAUAUAUCAGAAGUUCGUGUUAAUGCAUCAGUUCUCUGCCAGAUUUUUAUGACAUAUUUAAUGUCUGUAUCUACUUACUACAUUUCACUUUGGUUGAUUAGUGAAGCUUUGCACUUCAAAUUGGAAGUAUUAUUUAUUCUUUCUUCUUUGAUCGUGUUUUUGCACCUUUUUUUUUGCAGGGUUGUUUGUCGUGGUAACGAAGUUGAUUUUCUAAUAUUAUAUUUUUUUUCAACUAUCCAAUUGGCUGUUGCAAUAACUGUUCUCUCUCUUUUAAAUUUUUCUGCAGCUUAUAUUAUAGGCAUUUUCUAUGUGGUUUUAUGCUUGCUUCCAUAUUACAAAACGAGAGUUACAAAAAGUUUACGUUUAUUGUAUUGCAUUCUGUCAUGUCCUCCUGUGAUGGUGUAUCUUAUAUGUGUUCUUCAUUGCGCGUUGAAAGGUCAUACAGAAACGGUGCUUUAUGAUGCACUUGAAUUAUGGAAAUUAAUCAUUGAUUAUGAUAUCGCAAAUUCUACAUUACGUGUUUGGACACGAAAUAUUUUGUUCUAUCUUCUAUUGCCUUUGUGGUUUUCGUUUGCAACAUUAGUCACGUGAUCUUUGAGAUUUUUUAGUCUUGUAUUUAAAAUUGUGUUUUUUUUUUUUUUUUUUUUUU
Molecule: messenger RNA, 2097 nt
Organism: Hydra vulgaris (swiftwater hydra)
Lineage: Eukaryota; Metazoa; Cnidaria; Hydrozoa; Anthoathecata; Hydridae
Product: glycosylphosphatidylinositol anchor attachment 1 protein
Biological process (GO): attachment of GPI anchor to protein
Cellular component (GO): GPI-anchor transamidase complex; membrane
Source: RefSeq, a predicted model, not a curated record